Messenger RNA from Guillardia theta CCMP2712, 738 nucleotides. RefSeq lists its product as hypothetical. The record is from RefSeq and is a predicted model, not a curated record. The transcript has a single exon. The annotation marks the transcript as partial. Lineage: Eukaryota; Cryptophyceae; Pyrenomonadales; Geminigeraceae.
GACAUCGAACCUGCGGCAUGGCGAAGGCAGCAGCAUAUAUUGAAGUGCGGCAUGGCGAAGGCAGCAGCAUAUCAUGAAGGCUAGGAUGAUGGCUCAGAAGCAUAGAUGAACCAGCAGAAACAUCAUGACGAUCGGGUCUUAGCAAGAAAUACCUGCAUUACGCACUUUUGUUCGAUAUCUGACGGAGCUUGAACAGGAACGUGCGUGCUUGAGUAAAUUAGCCUUCACAUUUAAAAAGGCAGGUGAAAUAUGCCAGGAUAGCAUUCAAACUCUUGCCACAUAUCGCCGUCGUACAACAAUGAGCAAGAGCGAAGAAACGAACCUGCACAGUUUGAGAACGAUGGAUCCAACAGAUUACCAAGUCUCCAUGCAGGCCCUUGACAGACAGCUGAAGGAAAAUUUCACUCUGCUGUACAUGAUCAAGCCAGGAAACUAUUUGCAAUCGAAACUCAGGAUGCAGGCCCUGUACCGCGAUGGCUUUGUCUCUGCCCUGUUUCAUGAAGAGAGUAUAAAGGCACUGUACGCCAUUCGAGGAAUACAAUUCAUCUCCUUCACCGUCGGUUGGUAUCUGGUCACCAGGACCUACCUAAAUUCGUUGACUUACCGUUAUCAUGAGCACCGGAUAGUCAAGGUGGAAACGUUUGUAGUGCAAACGGAUUAUCAACGACAACCCACUGCGAUAGAUUUCAGUCUAGCCAGCUGCAGCUGGAAGACCAAUCUCCUGUUUGUGAUUGACGU